Messenger RNA from Calliphora vicina (urban bluebottle blowfly), 1076 nucleotides. Its product is annotated as probable rRNA-processing protein EBP2 homolog. NCBI's taxonomy places the organism in Eukaryota, Metazoa, Arthropoda, Insecta, Diptera, Calliphoridae. The transcript is spliced from 3 exons. Gene Ontology annotation, biological process: rRNA processing; ribosomal large subunit biogenesis. The coding region runs from base 73 to 993 and encodes 306 amino acids. The record is from RefSeq and is a predicted model, not a curated record. Gene Ontology annotation, cellular component: nucleolus; nuclear periphery; preribosome, large subunit precursor.
AUUUUUUAUAUUAUUGUGUUUAAUUUUAAUAGCCGCACGUGUAUUUUGUUUUCGAAAUAGUUUUAAAGAAAUAUGACCGAUUUUGAGAUGCAAGACAGCGAUUCAGAAUACUAUUCUGAAGAUGAAUCUGAAACAGAGUUGCAAGAGGCUUUUGCUCGUGGGGAUUUGAAACCUGGACUCAAUAUUGAAUUUCAAAAGGGAAAAGAUAAAAUAAAUAACAUUCCCAAAAUUUUAGAAAAAACAGAUGAAAUUAAAGCAGAAUUACCAUGGGUAGAACGUAUGGACAUGGUUAACGAUUUAGCACCAUUGGCACCAGAAUUAGCAGUUGCUCUAGAAAAACACGAACAAAAAAGAGCCAAUUUGUUUAAGGGUAACGCAAAAAUACACUAUGUUCGACCUGAAGAAGACCCAGUACUAAAUGAUUUCAAGCGUGAAAUGUUAUUUCAUCGUCAAGCCCAAGCUGCUGUUAUUGAGGGCAUAAGACGUUUACAUGAGAUGGGUAUUAAAACAAAACGUCCCGAUGACUAUUUCGCCGAAAUGGCAAAAUCUGACGAACACAUGCAAAAGGUACGUUCCAAUUUGAUGGCCAAACAGGAGGGUCAAGCUAAAUCCGAACGCAUCCGACAAAUCAGAGAACAACGUAAAAUGGGCAAAAUGCUGGCUAAACAAACAAAGGUGCAGCGUGAAAUGGAAAAGAAGGAUAUGUUGGAUAAAUUGAAGAAGUUCCGUAAGGGAAAAUUGAAGAAUUUAGAUUUCUUAGAAGAUGCCAAAGCACUGGAAGCAAAAACUAAAAAAUCUGCUUCAAAGAGAAAAGACCGCAAUAAGAAAUUUGGUUUCGGUGGCAAAAAGAGUGGAUCCAAACGUAAUACCAAAUCAUCAGCUGCUGGUCUUGAGCGGACAAAAUUACCUAGAAGUAGAGUAGGCUCUAAGGCUGCACCGGGUAAUAAGCGUGUAGGUAAAGCGAGACGGAUGAAAAUGAAAUCUAAGAAAUAAAUUUUUAAAAUAGAUUUAGUAUAAAAUAAACAAUUUCUUUUUAUUCUAAGAAUUAUCACUUAAUUUGAUAUGAAAAACAAUAA